AUGCUCGCUUUCUCCUUCGUCCUGCUUUCCCUGGUUCUUUCCGGCCUCGCCUCGCCAGCCGAGCUGAGCAAGAGAGACGGUGCGCCGGUCGUCACCAAGUGCUCGACGUCGAACACUGCGGCGCUUACCUUCGAUGACGGGCCCUAUAUCUACAUGAAGGAAGUAGUCGACACCCUAAAGGCCGCUGGCGGCAAAGGGACGUUCUUCGUCAACGGAAAGAACUGGGGUUGCAUAUACGAUGACGGGAAUGUCGAGCAAAUCAAGUAUGCGUACGACAAUGGAUUUCAGAUCGCGUCGCACACUUGGUCACACAAGGACCUCUCUACCCUCUCUUGGGACGAAAUCGCUUCGGAGAUGUCGAUGACGGAGGAUGCUAUCGAACGAAUCAUUGGAGCCAGACCCGCGUUCACGAGACCUCCAUAUGGUAACUACAACGACCAAGUCCUUCAGGUGGCUAGUUCUCGCUCGCAGGAAAUCGUAACAUGGGACUUCGAUUCUGAAGAUUCAGCUCAGAGCCCUGCUGACGUGCAGAAGCAGUCGUACGACGCUGUCAUAAACAGGCACCCCGACAAUAUACUCUCAUUGCAGCAUGAAGUGUACGACUCGAGCGUCCAUGACGUGCUCCCGUAUGCCAUCCAGAAGCUUCAAGCCGCCGGAUACCAGCUCGUCACGCUCGCCGAAUGCAUCGGAGAAGAACCUUACCUGUCCGAAGGUACAGCGAAGGACAAAGAUGCUAAUGGCGACUGUAGGAUAGCUGGCAAUUUGAAUACAUACUAG
Molecule: messenger RNA, 777 nt
Organism: Cyclocybe aegerita
Lineage: Eukaryota; Fungi; Basidiomycota; Agaricomycetes; Agaricales; Hemipholiotaceae
Source: the annotation of a GenBank genome assembly